Messenger RNA from Daucus carota subsp. sativus, 4090 nucleotides. RefSeq names its product ATP-dependent DNA helicase Q-like 4A. Gene Ontology annotation, cellular component: nucleus; cytoplasm; chromosome. The coding region runs from base 280 to 3912 and encodes 1210 amino acids. NCBI's taxonomy places the organism in Eukaryota, Viridiplantae, Streptophyta, Magnoliopsida, Apiales, Apiaceae. The transcript is spliced from 26 exons. Gene Ontology annotation, biological process: double-strand break repair via homologous recombination; DNA replication. The record is from RefSeq and is a predicted model, not a curated record. Gene Ontology annotation, molecular function: ATP binding; nucleic acid binding; 3'-5' DNA helicase activity.
AUUUUGGUCAUUACCGCGCUUUGAUAUUUGAAGCUUUCUUCUCCAUUUACCAACACAUACUCUCUCUCUGAAGCUUUCUUCUCCAUUUACCAAUACUCUCUCUCUCUCUCUCUCUCUCUCUCGCUUCUCGCUCUCUCUCACUCACACACAUCCAUCUUAUCUGUUUCGUUCUCUCACCGUAUUGUCGGGGGCGGCUCAAUUUCUCAUCCAUCUCGCAUCUGGUAAAUAUGGAGCCUUGACAUCAUUUCGCCUUAUAUGAAAAAUUGAGUAUGUUUGCUGAUGGUAAACGGAAAUCUGAUGAGUAGUAAGAAGCACUCUACUGGAGGGGCCAUACCAGGUGAAAAAUGUCCAAAACAUAAUUGGUCUCAACAUGCUGACGCACAUGCCAACUUUUCAAACCAAAAUAAGCAUCUAAGGACAAAUUUUUUGUAUUCGCUUUCGACACAUAAGCCUCAUAUCGAAGGAGAAAUGGCAGCGAGGUCAAUCACCUGUCAACUUCAUAAUAUUGAAGGAGUAAAUAGUGCACAAGUAGAAAAGGCUUGUCAAGCUAUAUCCAGAAUUAAGCUAUCUUCAAACAAGUACAUAAAACCUGGCAGAAGCUCACCACUAGUUAAGGAUGUUGGUACGAUCCCAUUGGGAGAUGCAACAAGAAAAAUCCCUCAAAAUCUGGGUGGUGCUAAUGGCAACUUUCUAGGCCAAAUGCCCCCAUAUAUAAGUUCCAAUGAUAGUAAUACGACGCCUGAUAAACCCAAGGGAAUGGCUAGUUCAUAUCCUUCUGGAAUUAAUGGCAUUGCAGAAGCUGGAAAGGUUGCCUGUAGGCAAAGUAAUGGUCAAGCUCCAAUACAUAAUCAUUCUCAUCCGAAUGUGACUGAUGGAUUAUACAACCAAUCUACUCAUGCGAGUACAGUAAACGGGUUUCAGAAACAUUUUCCUGAUGACAUCGAUGAUGAUGACAUACUUGGGAGUCUUGAUGUGGACAAGAUAGUUAUGGAACACUACCAAUCAAGUGGCACACCUCAACCAUUAAUGUCAAAACUCCCGUCAAUUACCCCAACUGGCAGCAAGGAUAAUAACACAAGACCUGAAGAGAGUUGUUUGCCACCAGAGUUGUGUGUAAACUGCAGUCAUGGUUUCAAGUUAGGACUUUGCUAUGAAGCUGCAAAACAUUUGCAAAGCAUGAAAGAUAUGCUAAUUUCUAUCUCGAAUGAUCUUCUGGACAAUAUCACUGACCUGAAUUCAGAGCAAAUAGGGAAGCUUCACCAAGAUAGGGCACAGCUGAAAAAGCAAAUACAGCAACUUGAGAAACAUCUUCAUACCACAUCAGUCGAAGAAGAACGACGAAAGUCACAAUUUUCUGCAUCCACAGCUUCUUCGCGCACAAUAUAUUCUGAAACUCCCUCUGCAGCUGCAUUUCAUAUUGAUCCCAUGAGACUAGAUACUCAAUUUCACAUGCGCAAUGAGCCUGAUGGCUUUGAUAGAUGGAACUCAUCGUAUGGUGUACCACCAACUCCUGUAGAGAGAGAACCAUACAUCCCAAAGUACAUUGAUGUUAAUUAUAUUGAGGGUUCAAAUGAUAAAAAAUGGAGCAGUCUAAGCUUUCCAUGGACAAAAAAGCUGGAGGUCAAUAACAAGACAAUAUUUGGAAACCACUCCUUCAGGCCCAAUCAAAGAGAGGUGAUAAAUGCCACAAUGAGUGGACAUGAUGUAUUUGUUUUAAUGCCUACUGGAGGGGGAAAGAGCCUGACAUAUCAGCUUCCUGCAUAUAUUUGCCCAGGGAUCACAUUGGUCAUUUCCCCUCUUGUUUCGCUUAUUCAAGAUCAAAUAAUGCAUUUAUCUCAGGCAAACAUACCUGCUACUUAUCUCAGUGCCAACAUGGAGUGGACUGAGCAACAAGAUAUUUUUAGAGAGCUUUGUCUCGAUAGUUGUAGAUACAAGCUGUUAUAUGUCACCCCAGAGAAAGUAGCCAAGAGUGAUGUUCUGUUGCGACACCUGGAAAAGCUAUAUUCUCGUCAAUUGCUUGCUAGAAUUGUAAUUGACGAAGCUCAUUGUGUGAGCCAAUGGGGGCAUGACUUCAGACCAGAUUAUCAGGGUCUUGGUAUCUUAAAGCAAAAGUUUCCAGACACACCGGUGCUGGCUUUAACUGCUACAGCCACGUCAAGUGUCAAGGAAGAUGUUGUGCAGGCUCUUGGUCUGGUUGAUUGCAUUAUAUUCCGUCAAAGUUUCAAUCGCCCAAAUUUACAGUAUUCUGUAAUGCCCAAGACAAAAAAAUGUGUUGAAGAUAUUGACAGCUUCAUUAAGAAAUUUCAUCGUGACGAUUGUGGAAUAAUUUAUUGUCUUUCAAAAAUGGACUGUGAGAAAGUUGCAGAAAAAUUGAAGGAGUAUGGACACAAGGCUGCAUUUUACCACGGUGGUGUGGAUCCUUCUGAACGGGCAUAUGUUCAGGAACAAUGGAGCAAAGAUGAAAUCAACAUAAUAUGUGCAACAGUGGCAUUUGGAAUGGGUAUUAAUAAACCUGAUGUACGUUUUGUUAUUCACCAUUCACUUCCUAAAUCUAUUGAAGGCUACCAUCAGGAGUGUGGCCGUGCUGGUAGAGAUGGUCAGCUUUCGUCUUGUGUGUUGUACUACAAUUACAGUGAUUAUAUAAGAGUCAAACACAUGCUAAGUCAAGGAGCUAGCGAGCAAAGUUCCUUUUCAUCUGGCUAUAGCCGUACAAGUACAACAAAUCAUGGGAGGGUACUCGAAACAAACACUGAAAAUCUUCUGCGAAUGGUCAGUUACUGUGAAAAUGACGUAGAUUGUCGGCGUUUAUUACAACUUGUUCAUUUUGGAGAAAAGUUUGAUUCUGGAAGAUGUGGAAAAACAUGUGACAAUUGCUCCAAGGUUCAAAGUUUUAUCGAGAAGGACUGCACUCUAAUUGCCAAGCAAUUGGUUGAGCUAGUCAAGUUGGUCAGACAGCAGUUUUCAGCAGCUCAUAUCUUGGAAGUCUACAGGGGAUCUCUAAACCAAUUUGUAAAAAAGCACAGGCAUGAUUCCUUGAGCCUGCAUGGUGCUGGAAAACAUUUAGCUAAGGGUGAGGCAUCCCGGGUGUUGCGUUAUCUUGUCACUGAAGAUUUCCUUUUCGAGGAUGUAAAGAAAAGUGAUGCGUAUGGAUCCGUAUCAUCAGUGGUGAAGGUGAAUGAAAGCAAGGUGUACAAUCUUUGUGCUGGUGGCCAGACAAUUAAAUUAAGAUUCCCCACGUCAACUAAAUCAUCAAAAUCUGGUAAAAAUGAUGCAACACCGGCCAAAGCUUUAUUAACAUCAGGAAAGAAUAGCCUUCCAUUAGGGGACUCGUCUGCCCAAUCUCAAGCAGAAUCGGGCAUCUCAGCGAAGCUCUACCCUGCUUUGAGACAGCUUCGAACUGCUCUCAUUAAUGAAGCAGGUCAAAACGUGUUUGCACACCACAUAUAUAACAAUGCGACACUGCAGCAGAUGUGCAAGAAAAUACCCAGAAGUAAAGAGGAGCUUCUCGAGAUUAAUGGCAUGGGCGAGGUUAAGGUAGCCAGAUACGGAGACCUAUUGUUGCAGACAAUUGAAGCAACUAUCAAUGAACACAACAAGACAACUAAAAUAAGCAGCAGCAGCAAUGAAAGUACAGAUUCUGGCAAGAGGAGAAGAAACAGGUCCAAUAACUCAAAUGAAAAUAUGAGCAAUGACGAUGUUAUAGAUAGCACAGGAAGAUCAAAGAAAAGGGCGCUGAGCAGGCCUAAUCAACCUGUUAACAUUAUUGAUUACGAGGAGCUCGCUGACAGCGAUCUCAUUGAAUGCGUAGAGUUUAUGGAAUCCAAUAUUGAUAUUGAAAAUGAUGGCUCCCGUUCAAACCAGAAUAGCGGAGGAAGAGUGUUACCUUCAUGGUCAAGGACAGCAGGAAACUAAGUUCUAGGAUGUAGACGGUAAUGUUCAAAAUUUAAUAGCUUAACAUAGAUAAGUUAUCAGCAGUCCAUGGUUGCUUCACAUGCUUUACAAACUGAUCUGUUAAGCGGUCUUUAUAUAAUCCAGUUCCAAAUUAACCGGAUAAAUAUAGUUAUUGUAAAUAUAUUCUGUCACGCCCUAA